GGAAGGUUCGUCGCGGCGAGCUUGGACCUGGAGGAGUGGCCCGAGUUUAGCCAAAUGAGGGGAGGCCGGAGGACGCUGAACGAGAUCGUGCGGCUAGCCGAGAAGGUCCAUGGCCAAAAAUUCGAUGUGACACACCUGUCCGAGCAACAGAUACUCGAGACCAUCAACUCGCGCAGCCCAGGAGCGCCCGGACGUCCAGACGGGAAGCCCACUGCGAGUGAGGUUGAGGUGGCUCGGGCCCAGUUGUACCUGCAGAUCUUGAGGAGCAACCGGACGGGAUACGAAGGCAAGAACCUCAACGAACUUUGUCCUCAGGUGCAGUCCACGGGAGUCCCCGAGUUCUUGCAGCAGUGGUGGGGAAAGCAGCAGUAGAAUGAGCAUCUGCAGGGUCUUGCAGAGUUUACGUGCUGCUUUUUCGAGACUGGGACCGCCGGAACAACAGCGAUACAUCUAGCAAGAAAGCUAUCAAAAGUACCAAGUAGUCUGUAGGAAACGCGACUAGCAUGAUG
Phanerochaete carnosa HHB-10118-sp is the source of this 509-nucleotide messenger RNA. RefSeq lists its product as uncharacterized. NCBI's taxonomy places the organism in Eukaryota, Fungi, Basidiomycota, Agaricomycetes, Polyporales, Phanerochaetaceae. The record is from RefSeq and is a predicted model, not a curated record. The coding region runs from base 55 to 372 and encodes 105 amino acids. The transcript is spliced from 2 exons.